UUUCGUGCAACAGCAGCAGCAGCAGCCACCAACACAGCGAGGAGGAGAGACAAAAAGCCCUGUUCAUGAGUUAAACCUCAGUGUGUUUGUUGACAAAUUUCUCGGUUGUAGGGCUGUUGUUUAGCAGUCAGUAUGGCGGUAGUCAUCAGGCUGCAGGGUCUGCCCAUAGUGGCCGGCACCAUGGACAUCAGACACUUCUUCUCUGGCCUAACCAUCCCUGACGGGGGAGUGCACAUCGUGGGGGGUGAGCAUGGCGAAGCUUUCAUUGUCUUCGCCACCGACGAAGACGCUCGGAUGGGGAUGAUGCGUACAGGGGGGGCCAUCAAGGGCUCCAAAGUCUCACUGUUGCUUAGCAGCAAGACAGAGAUGCAGAACAUGAUUGAACUCAGCCGCCGCCGGUUUGAGGCUGGGGCGGGCGCGGUGGAGACAGCUACCCCUGCAGGAGGAAAUGUUAAUCGACAAGCAGGAAAUGCCCCGAUACCCACAGUGCAGCAAGGGGGAGGAGGGAGAAGCAGUGGCCAUGGAAGCCAUGGAAGUCAUGGAAGCCAUGGAAGCCAUGUAAGUCAUGGAAGCCAUGGAAACCAAGGUUUUGUUAAUGCCCCAGUCUCAGUGACCCAAGCAAGCUCAUCUCAGGAGCCAAGCAACAAGGCAGUGGUCAAUGUCAUGCCCAGUUUCCCCAACAGUUACAGCUCUGCCCCGUCAAUCACCACAGCUCUCGCAUCACUCAAUGCAGGCCCCCCACCCAUUCCUCCACUUCCCAGCAUGCCUUCCAUGCCCCCGAUGCCCACGCUGCCCUCCAUUCCAGUUCCUCUCCCAGUGUCCACCCUUCCCCCCUUACCUACAGUCUCUCCCCUGUCCCAAGGACUUUCAGUGUCUCAUAUGUCCCACCUCUCCCACAUGUCCUCCAUGCCUCCCUUCAACCCCUCCCUCCCUCCCCCAGGAGGAAUGGGUUCAGGCCUCCCUCUUGGAAACCCCAACCCCAUGCUGUUCAACCCUCUCUCCCCUCUCUCCUCUCUGGGCCUUCAGGCUCAUAUGAAGGCCGCUGCUGCUGCAGCUGCCGGAGUUGGAAUGGCCCAUCCUGAUGAGUUGUUUAUCCUCCUGCAGAACCUUCCUUUCACCUGCUCAGAGAUGGAGGUCAUGGAUUUUUUUCGGGGUCUGGGGGUGGAAGGGGCUCGCCUACUGAGGGACCUGCAGGGUCGGCCAACUGGCAGGGCUAUGGUCAAGUUUUUCUCGCCCCAGGACAGCUUUGAAGCUGUGAAGAGGGGAGGUGGCAUGAUGGGCCAAAGGUUCAUUGAGAUCACACCAGGCUCUGAGCGACAGUGGGCCAGCCUCAAUGACGGCAUGAUAAUUCAUGCUCCUCACAAUAGUGGCAAAACAAAUAACAUCGAGUCACAGGAGCAGCAUCAUCGCCGUGCUAAUGCCAUGGCAGGAGGCCGGGAACAGCGAGGAAGGUCACGAUCUCCACACAGGCAGGAAUUCUGUGUCUACCUGAAGGGCCUGCCCUAUGAAGCUGACAAGAAACAGAUAAAGGAGUUCUUUGGUAAUCUGUCCAUCAUGGAGGACAGCGUCUACAUUGCAUAUGGGCCAAACGGACGAGCCACAGGAGAGGGAUUCCUCGAGUUCAGAGUAGAACAGGACUACAAGACUGCUCUGGGUGCUCACAUGCAGUAUAUGGGCACCCGCUUUAUCCAGGUCCACCCAAUCAGCCGCAAGGGAAUGCUUGAAAAAAUAGACUCCAUUCGCAAACGUGAAUCAUCACAGGGUGAUGGCAAGAACCAGGAUGGCUUGAAAGUUCCCAGAAACUGUGCCCAUAUUACUAACAUCCCUUACAAUGUCUCCAAGAAGGAUGUCCGUGCCUUUCUGGAGGGUGUUGGGCUUUAUGAGGACACCCUUAAGGUUCUGACAGAUGUCCAUGGUAACGGUUUAGGGCAAGCUAUCUUUCAGCUGCGGACCGAGGAAGACGCCCGGAAGGGUGAAAGACUUCACCGCCAAAAACUCAAUGGCCGCGAUGCCUUUGUCCACCUAGUGACAUUUGAUCAGAUGAAAGAAAUUGAGAGAAAUCCUCCUCCUCAGAACAAGAGGGGCCAACGCAACCAGAACCAGCAAAACCAGAACCAGCACCAGCCAGCACAGCCCAGUCCCCAGCAACCUCAGAUCAACCCAUUUGCGGGGAUUAGUGGAGAGGAAUUUAACUUUCUCCGAAACACCAUGGGAAACCUCAAUAAUGCCCCCUUUGUGACUCCAUUCUCAGCCCCAGGAAAUGGACUCGCAGGCCCUCCUCCUCUCCCUCCUCUGGCAGCAGGACUGGGGGAAGUGAAUCUGGGCUUGGCUCCUCCACUAGUUGCCGGUCUCCCUGGGGCUCCAAUCCUGGAGCCACCGGGCUUUCGACCCGGAGCAGCAGGAGGUGCUCCUUUCAGCCAGGAUGGGCUGAGAGGGUUGGUGCCCUUUGACAAUGCAAACAGAAAAGGAAACGGAGGAGGACAGCCAAGAGGGGGAGGGGCUAACAACAACCAAGGCCGUCCAGGAGGAGGAGCUACUGGUGGUCAGCAGGUGUUUACUCCAGGAACGGAAGGACUCCGUAACCAGCCAGCCCCAGGAGGAUCUAACAAUCCCAACAGUCAACGUGGUGCUCCUGGCCCGACCAUUGUAAAGCUUCAGAACAUGCCGUUCACUGUCACCGUGGACGAGAUCAUGGACUUCUUCUAUGGCUACCAGGUGCUGCCAGGCUCUGUCUGCCUGCAGUUCAGUGAGAAAGGCCUGCCAACAGGCGAGGCCAUGGUGGCAUUCCAAAUCCAUGAGGAGGCCGCUGCCGCUGUUUUGGACCUCAAUGACCGACCAAUUGGAGCACGCAAAGUCAAGAUAAGCCUGGGUUAAAGCCUGCUUAAAACAGACAAUGCAACAUGGUACACCUACCUGGAUCAGCACUACAGGUGAAACAAAGCCAACAAAAACCAUGCAGGAUUAUGGCAUCCAACUCAACUACAGCUCAGUUUAGACCUGGCCCUGAAGGUGUUAAUCCCCCCCCCCCCCUGUGUGUAGAUAAUGACAGCUAAGAUCCCCCUGCGAGUGGGAAGACUGAUCCAGACUUUGCUCUUUUCUGCAUCUCGUCCUCUGACUCUUGUAGCACAAAUGAUGACGAUGAUGUUGGCAGGAUUUUGGUCCUUUCUUACCGUGGUCCCAGUGCAGUCAUGUCCAGAGUCGACACACUGAACAUAUUCACCAGUUCUGUUGUUACGGUAACAUGAUCAUAAUGAGGUGCAAAUGUUUGUUUGUUGCUGUAUGCGCUUAAAAUGUGCUGCCGUGGUUCAAAAUGUAAAUGCUCUUUUUCUAUAUCUUAACAUGUUUGUUGCUGUUGUAAAAUGGUGAUGAAAAGCCACAGUUUGAGGCUAUGAUAGAAUGUGUAUGCUCUGUUGAUAUGGUCAAAUGUGUUGCCAUGGUAUUAUCUUCACAAAGCUCUGUUGCUACCUUAAAAUCUUCACACACUGUUGCUAUGGUAACUUCUUCACAAGCUCUGUUGGUAUGGUAAACCAUGCUGUAGAUGAAAGGUUUUACUACCACAGUGUGUGGUUCUGUUGCUAUGAUAAAAUCUUCACACACUGUUGCUAUGGUCAAUUCUUCACAUGCUCUGUUGCUAUGGUAAACCAUGCUGUAGAUGAAAAGCCUUACUGCCACAGUGUGGUUCUGUUGCUAUGAUAGAAUCUUCGCAUGCUCUGUUGCUAUGAUAAAACCUUCACAUGUUCUGUUGCUAUGAUACAAUAUUCACAUGCUCUGUUGCUAUGGUAAACCAUGCUGUAGAUAAAACGCUGUCUCUGUUGCUAUGAUAACACCUUCACAUGCUCUGUUGCUGUCGUAAAAUUCUGAUUAAAUGCUCUGUUGCCGCGGUCAAAUGUUGCUCUUGAUGAAAUGUUGACAUGCCCCGUCGCUUUGGUACAAAAGUAUACCAAGAUCAAUUCUGUUGCUUUUGGUGAAAUGUUGACACAAUUCUGACUUGCGACACUGCUCUGUUGUUCUAUGGAGGAUGUGGGACAGAUUGCUGACAUGUUUUGUUUUGUAAAUAAGUACUUUUUUGGCCGCUGAAUCUUAAUUUCUCUGUCCCGUUUUCCUGAUGUUGCUGUGUUUUGAACAAUGACACCUUCUCACCUUCCCCUCCUGCAGUUUGGACUGUUGAGCGCUGAGAUGAACUCUGUAGAGAUUGUUUUUAGUUUGGUAGUUUUUUGUUGUAUGUAUGUUUUGGAUGUUGCCACCUUUAAAGCUCAUUUUUGUUUCUAUUGUCAGAGUGAACUAAGUUGUAUGAUCGUAUAACCAUACAUGAUGUGGAGUCUCCUUUGCUUUGGCUAAUAAAAGGACAUUCCUGAUACACUCUG
Molecule: messenger RNA, 4364 nt
Organism: Pseudoliparis swirei
Lineage: Eukaryota; Metazoa; Chordata; Actinopteri; Perciformes; Liparidae
Gene: cpne1
Product: copine I
Exons: 2
Coding region: 133-2874 (913 amino acids)
Biological process (GO): regulation of canonical NF-kappaB signal transduction; cellular response to calcium ion; regulation of RNA splicing
Cellular component (GO): plasma membrane; nucleoplasm; ribonucleoprotein complex
Molecular function (GO): RNA binding; calcium-dependent phospholipid binding
Source: RefSeq, a predicted model, not a curated record